CCUAAAGGAAUUCGUCUGCUUUAUGUUUUACCACCGGUGUCGCUCCUGUAGGCCUAGGGUCUCAUAGUUUGCGCAAGAGUUUGCUCCGGUGGAGCAGCACGCUGUGGCUAGCCGCAACUCACACACACCCCGCGCCAAUGCGGGAUCAUUUGGCAUUGUUAUUGCUAGGCGCUGUUAGAGCGAGUCGAGAGUCGGCCUGACGGCAGGCGUCGUUUGUACCGGACUCAUUAUCACGCUUUCAUUUGCUCUCUAUCGGAGUUUGUUGUGUCGUUUCGCCGGUUCGUGAAUCGCUUGUGUCCUAACAAGGUACUUCGUCUAUGCCUCUGUUGGUGUUGUUGUUGUUGAGUAGAAAGCGGCGGUCUACAAUAGCUUCAACAUCGGAGCGGCGGCACCCGUUCCUCCGCCAAGUCUCUGGCACACCGUCACUCAGCACGAAACAACAUGAGUUCUGAUCCCGCCGCGGAACGACCUGGACCAUCAAACUCGUCAGCAGAUGCGAAAGAAUUCAUCAAGCUCAAGGUGAAAGGACAGGAGGGCGAUGAAAUACAUUUCCGAUUGAAAAUGACCACGCCGUUUAGCAAAAUUAAGAAAAAUUACGCAGAAAGGGUCGGUGUUGCUGCAGGAUCCGUUCGCCUGAUAUUCGAUGGAAGCCCCGUCUCUGACACAGACACUCCACGUGGCUUGUCUCUUGAAGAUGACGAUGUGAUCGAAGCCUUCGUCGAACAGACAGGGGGCUCAAGCAGCUAUAGCACAGCUAGUGCUUGCAGCUCAACUAAUCGUUGUUUCAAUCGUAUACCUCAAUCGCGAGCGCGCCGGUGGUCGACAAGGAUAUUAGAGAGCUCGUUUGAACAACGAUCUGCUCCAAUCUGCUCUAACGCGCACAAUUUAGAUCAGAGAAGAAGAAUAUGAUCUGUAGAAUGACACUACAGUUUUCUUUCUAUCUGUCCACAUCCUCUAGCUUAGGUAUUGUAUCUUUUGGUGACUCGGUAAUGAGUUUUUAUACAUAUAAUAAACAUGCUAGACUUUAAAAAAACAACAUAAUAGUAGGGCUAUCAACAGAGUAUAAAAGUGAAUUCCUUAAGUCACGAGUUGUCUCACCCCGAUUACUAAUUAAGAUCUGUUUCGAGCGAGAGAAAGGGAGACAGAGAGAGAGAGGAGAUGGAGAUAGAGGAGAACAGUAGUAAACAGUUUUCGACUCGAGAAACAGUUGUAUCAGCUUGUGCCACUUUAAUAUAGACGAUAACUGUUUUCGGUGAGCUGCUUGUUAUUUUGUGCGAUGGGUAAUUUCGUAGAAAUUCGGAUGUAAACUAUGGUAGACGGUAUUCACAAUCAGAGCACACUGAUCUAUGGCUAAUCCAUGAUGUAGUCAUUCGUUGCAAGUAUGGCUUAUCUCAUUGAUUUUACCGAUUAGCUAAUAUCAGUUAUUUACAUUUUUUAAUUUUAUGGACCACGAUAACACCAGUAAAAAUAUCGCCACAAGGUUCGUGCAUUAAUGGUUUGCUUGACAGUGUGCGGCACGAGUGGUCAUAAUGUGAUGUUACGAUACGCGAAUUUCUAAAAUCACAUCAAUUUGGAAAUUAUGAUAGUUAUUACCAUUAUUAUGUCUAAUGACAAUGAUGACGGAAGCAAGAAGAGGUGACGAAACCUUGAUUGUUUAACUGACGUUUUACCUUCGUCCUUUUUUUAUUAGCGCCAUUUACUGAAAAGCUAUUCGAGUUGAAUCGAGGAUUAUGAAUAACAGCAACAUCGGUAUUGAAUAUUACAAGUAUAUUAUUGUCCUAGUACCACUAAAUAACUCCCUACUAUGUUUUUUGAGAGACCCCUAUUCUUUGAUGACCACUGGAUAGGAUUCAAUGUACAUUAACAACUGUAAGGAAGAGAGCAUGAUAAAGGAAAGUGAACGAAUGAUAAAUGCGAGCAAAAAGUACAUAUUAGGUGAGAACACCUUAAGUAACAUUAACAACAAAUGUAAAAAUGUCACGCUUCUGUAAACGCAAUGUAUAUACAAAAAUCUAUAUAUAUGAAUUAUCAAAGCGUAGAUAACA
Messenger RNA from Varroa destructor (honeybee mite), 2045 nucleotides. Its product is annotated as small ubiquitin-related modifier-like. The record is from RefSeq and is a predicted model, not a curated record. NCBI's taxonomy places the organism in Eukaryota, Metazoa, Arthropoda, Arachnida, Mesostigmata, Varroidae. Gene Ontology annotation, molecular function: protein binding.